AUGAAGUUACUCUUCAUUUUGGCUAUUCUGCUCAUCUUGGGUGGUGUUAACGGUGAUGUUCACGUGGAUGAUACUGAGAAGAUCAUCUCCGGCAUGAUGAUGGACAAGCAGGGCGAUAUUGGCAGUCAUGUGUCCGAAUUUGACCCCAAACAAAGCUCGCCCAACAUCCGUGAUGAUACUUCCUGUGAUAUCUGCCGCUUCUGCGAUGGAGUUUUGUUUAUUCCGCCUGUCUGUUGGCCU
This is a messenger RNA of Perkinsus marinus ATCC 50983, 240 nucleotides long. RefSeq lists its product as hypothetical. The transcript has a single exon. NCBI's taxonomy places the organism in Eukaryota, Perkinsozoa, Perkinsida, Perkinsidae. The annotation marks the transcript as partial. The record is from RefSeq and is a predicted model, not a curated record.